Messenger RNA from Leptopilina heterotoma, 1715 nucleotides. RefSeq lists its product as uncharacterized. Bases 754 to 1662 code for a protein of 302 amino acids. The record is from RefSeq and is a predicted model, not a curated record. The transcript has 6 exons. Lineage: Eukaryota; Metazoa; Arthropoda; Insecta; Hymenoptera; Figitidae. Gene Ontology annotation, molecular function: olfactory receptor activity; odorant binding. Gene Ontology annotation, biological process: sensory perception of smell; detection of chemical stimulus involved in sensory perception of smell. Gene Ontology annotation, cellular component: plasma membrane.
AACUGGAAUUUUUAAUCAAGUUAGUAGUGUUGUACGCGCGAAAACAUUAUACAAAUUUUUAUAAUUCAAUUAUCAAAAACUCGCGAUCAAUAGAGAAUCACAAAUUUUUAAUUCAAAUGUCUGUUUCAUAAUGAAAUAAAAACAAAAAGUAUUUCUAAAACACAAUAAUUAAUAAAUAAUCAAAAAUAUAAAGAUAUUGAAUAAAGUAGCGCGUUGAAAUGAUAAUUCAAAUAAAAGUGAAAUAAAAAAUUAAUAAGAGUCGAGUGUGUAAUUGAGUGUAAUAAAUUGCACAGUAUAUAUUCAAACGGUAAAAAGAAAAAUAGAGAAAAUAGGAAAAGGACUUUACAAUACUAUAUAAGAACAGUGCGCAAAAUUUAUUCUACUAAUAACUAAAAUGAAUUGUAUUAGAGUUGUUUCCUCUUAGACGUUUAAAGUCCGAAUGACUGUAAUCAAUAAACUGUAAGGAUUUGCUUGGUUUAAAAGCUCUUCACGCACGCAACACUUAAAUGAAAAGUUCAUCAAUAUUUCACUUUAUUCUUCGGAUAGUGUACAUCAGUCGAGUCAAUUAUAAAGAAACGGUAGCAUUUAAUUAUUACUAGUGCCUUUUAAUUGAGGGUUUGUCGAAGAAAACUUUGAGAGGGUUUGCGAAAAAUAUUGAGCGAAAUCCUUUUAUUAGAAAUGAAUUAAUAAGAGCUUCUGUUACUGCUGGUUUCUUUUAUUCCAUGUUCAGUCAGUCUAGUUAUUCUUAGAACCAUGAACUUCUUUGAUAGAACAGAUUAUAGGAUAAACAAAUUUUUCAUGUCAGCAAUUGGACUGUGGCCAUAUCAGUCUAAGGGACAAAGAAUUUUUAUUUCUUCUUUUUGUACUUUUAUGAACGUAACUAUGGUUCUUACAAUGAUUUCUGGGGCAAUAACGUGUGAUGGCCUCGAGGACUCCAUUAAAUUAGUCGCACCCGUUCUGACAGGAAUAUCGUGCGGUGCUAGAUUUUUUAAUUGCUUAUUUAACUCAAAGCGGAUAAAGUGUCUUUUGGAUCAAAUACAAUCAGACUGGUCAUUAAUAUCAGCCGAAGAAUUCUGCAUAUUAAAACAAUUUUCCAAAAGAGGGAGAUUUUUAACAUUACUAUAUGAAGUGUACAUGUAUGGAAACUUGGCUGUAUAUUCUGUGAAUGGAGUUGCUCCAAUUAUUUUAAACAUUAUUUAUCCCUUAAAUGAAACAAGACAUGUAAUUCGAACUUACAAAUCAAAGUACUUUGUUGCCGAAGAGAAAUAUUAUUUUCAAAUAUUACUACACGAAUAUGUUACAACAUUUAUAAACAUUACUACAAUUUUAACAGUAGAUACUACAUAUGCAGUCCUCACUGAACACGUUUGUGGAAUGUUUGAAAUUCUAAGAUAUCGGCUCAAGAAUAUAACGCGCAAUAAUGAAAGUAGUUCUAAAGUGAUGAACAGAUUUUGUAUAGCAGAAAGUGAUAGAAUUCUUAAUAAGACAAUAAAUUGCAUUUCUCUUCACCAACGGAACAUUGAAUAUGCAAACACUCUUAAUAGUGCCUUUUCAAUUGGUCUAUUUUUGCAAACAUCAGUGUGCGUAGUGUCGCUAAGCAUGACAGGCUAUUUGGUAACAGCUCCCAAUUUUAUUAAAAGUAGCUUUCAUUUUUUUAUUUGAUUUUUUUAUGCAUGGAUGGAGUGUUACAAUAGAAAUUCCAAAAAUAAAUUGAU